Messenger RNA from Exserohilum turcica Et28A, 1722 nucleotides. RefSeq lists its product as uncharacterized. The transcript has 4 exons. Lineage: Eukaryota; Fungi; Ascomycota; Dothideomycetes; Pleosporales; Pleosporaceae. Bases 1 to 1722 code for a protein of 573 amino acids. The record is from RefSeq and is a predicted model, not a curated record.
AUGGACAAUGCACCCCAGGAUCAGCCCGUGGAACACGUGACUUAUGAAUCGUCACGUGCUGGAUACCCGCCCAGGACGCUAACUCCAGCCGAGCCCGGCUAUGGAGUGGAUUUGGAAAUGCUUUGGACGGACAUGAACGACUCUUUCUUCGAUUCACCACCGGAGCCCGCAUUCUACAUCUCCAACAUUACUGAGUGGAGAAAAGAGAUUCCUGCACCCAUUGUUUCCGCGCCGGACUUUCCUUUCUCUUCAGACAUCCAGGACAUGAACACCUCAGACUUCUUCGACUUGAAGGAUACUGUUUCUGAGUGCAGCAUGGACAGCGCAUACCAAAGCCAGAGUGGCGCCAGCCGGCGCGGACCCAGCAAGCCUGAGAUGAGCCGCCAGGACAGCCAAGGCCAGAUGAGCAACCACUUUGUUGGCAGCGACAUCUACUCACCAACCAUGAGCUCCGACAACUUCAGUGCUUUCCCAGACACCCUGGACAUGAGCCACGUUCAUCAAUCCAUAUCUGGAUCAUGGGAGCCAACGGAGGGACCCCUCGCGUAUGCUAAUUACUCUUCAGCUCAAGACUACACCCAAUACUCGACAUCGAACAUGACGCGAUUCACACCCUCCUCUCUCAACGACUCGCCGCAUUGGCCAACUGCCGACGCGCAAUUCCAGAACAACACAUUUGCCUUUGCAUCAUGGCCAUCGCACCAUGGAAACGAUGCCAUGUUCAGCACACCCUCGUCCCAGCGCCACUGGCAGAGUGCUUCGAUGGAUGCUUCCGAGCGUCCUUCUGCCGCACGCUACUCAUACAACCUUCAGGGAGAGUCACGGAGAGCAUCUGCACAGGACUCGAGCUUCGGUGCAUUCGUCGGCACACCAACCAGCACUACCAGUGUGCACUUCCCUCAAGUGGAUCUUGACCAGUCAAGACUUGGCGACAGUGAGAACGAUGAACUGAAGAUGAAGAUUGAAUCUGCACCUCAAUCGCUAGAUGGACACGAGGACACUCUCUCCCAGUCCGAGGCUGCUGAGACCAAGCUUGAGGAGGAGCGCACAAAGGUCGCCCGCAGCCACCCUCUGUACCAGCAAACCCCAGACAAGGACGGCAAGUACCACUGUCCCGAAGAGGGCAAACCUGGAUGCAGCCACAAGCCGACAGCACUCAAGUGCAACUACGACAAGUACGUCGACUCGCACCUCAAGCCUUUCCGCUGCAACAAGAAGACGUGCGUUGGUGUGCAGUUCUCUUCUACUGCAUGCCUUCUCCGCCACGAGCGCGAGGCGCACGGUAUGCACGGCCACGGUGCUCGUCCACACUUGUGCCACUUCAGGGACUGUGAGCGAGCUGUGCCUGGCCACGGCUUCCCCCGUCGCUACAACCUCUUUGACCACAUGAAGCGCGUGCACCAGUACGAUGGCCCAACGACUGAGCCCUCGCCGCCUAUGCAGGGACAGACUGCUCGCAAGUCUUCGACUCGCAAGCGCAAGGCUACGGCUGAGGAGUCUGGCGAGAAGCGUGCCAAGGUGGUCAAGCUUACUGCCGAGCAACAGCGCCAGCAGCGUCGGGAGGCCCUCUCCAAGGAGUUCCUCACCAAGAAGCAGCACAUCAUCGAUGUGUUGACCAACCUGAGCAACCCAAGUGACCUUGGCGACGACAUCCAGCUGACAAAGGAGGUUGUUGGCCUUCACGACAUCUGUACUCAGUACCGGGAUGUCUUUGGCGGCUGA